AGCAGAUGUCGCAACUACAUCUUAUACCCUAUCAGUAAAAGGUAUUUAAACUGUGUGCAUCCUUUCAUGGUCAGACUAAACAACCAACUACCUACCCAAGGGACAAUAACUGCCCUGUACUCCAUUCCAUAAGAGAAGCCAAGAACAAUGUCUACUGCCAGCUAUACCAUCCGACCCGUCCAGGCCUCCGACAUUCCCGCUCUGGCCGACCUCCUCUACACCUCCAAACUAUCUCUCACCAUCAACCGUCUUCUCUUCAAAGAAUGGCCCAACGAAGCUAUCCAACGACAAAACUACUUCCGCGCUGUAGACAGCAUCGACAAAUCCGAACCUGAGUCGCUGACUGUAGUCGACAAAGCCUCCGGGGAAAUUAUCGGCCACCUUGCCUUCAAUCGACGACUGCCGGUACAGAAACUAGAAGAACCAAAGCCUGAAACGGGCAAGCAGGACCUCCCGGACUUCUUCAAUCCCGAGGUUGUCACAGCCGUGCUGAGUGCAGUCGCGGAGCUUAAGCAAGACACAAAGUCCAUCGAUCAUUAUGAACUGACAUACAUCAUUGUCAAGCCGGGAUAUCGCCAUCGUGGUAUAGGAAGGGAUCUGAUAAAGUAUGUUUUCGAUAAGGCGAAAUCUGCGGCAGUGCCUAUUAUUGUUAAUGCAGAGCCGCAAACGUAUGACUUUUUCAAGAAGUAUAGGUUUGAGGAUACGAAGCAUGUGGAUUUUGAGCUGGACAAGUGGGCUCCACCGUACUCGGGUUUUGGGGUGUUCAGGCUGGCUGGAAUGGCUUGGCAUCCUUGAGUAUGGCCUCUAUGGGAGCAUCAUCUUAGUAGGCUUUAUAGUAAUCAUGCUUAUAAAAGUGAGCGCAAGGUGUUUGAAUACUCAGAGAAUUGUGCACGUCAAGGGUAAGGUGGCCUAUGGGGCUUGACUCAGUGAAUAUAUUAUUUUGUCGCAUCGCGAUCCACUUGAUUAUAUUAUUGCCCAGUCCUUUGGAUGCCAGGGCUAUAGGUAAAGACCACUAGUGGCCGUUUUAAA
This is a messenger RNA of Aspergillus alliaceus, 1029 nucleotides long. RefSeq names its product GNAT family N-acetyltransferase. The coding region runs from base 148 to 795 and encodes 215 amino acids. Gene Ontology annotation, molecular function: acyltransferase activity, transferring groups other than amino-acyl groups. The transcript is spliced from 2 exons. NCBI's taxonomy places the organism in Eukaryota, Fungi, Ascomycota, Eurotiomycetes, Eurotiales, Aspergillaceae. The record is from RefSeq and is a predicted model, not a curated record.